AUGGGCAUCGCGUGCUCGCCCCUCUCGACCUCCGAGAAAGAGAACCCCAGCAUGACGCCGCAGGCUGCGCCGGCGUCGGCGGCGCUCGGGUUCCUCGUCCCGACACGCUGGGAGAUCGAGGUCACCUGCGCCGCCGCGACGGCCCUCGUCCUCCUAAUCGCCGCGCUCUACGCGCUCCUCCGCCCGCGCCGCGCGCCCGCGGCCGCCGACGGCCUCCAGCUCGUCGACAAGGUAAGCAAAUCAACGGCUGCCGGUGCUGCCGCGUGUCUAUCUGUCCAGCUGAAGCUGCUGGCCGCCAAGGAUUUGAUCGCGGCCAACUUGAACGGGACUUCCGACCCGUAUGCGCUCAUCACCUGCGGCCAAGAUAAGCGUUUCAGCUCCAUGGUUCCUGGCUCAAGAAACCCAAUGUGGGGAGAGGAAUUCAAUUUUGUUGUUGACUGCCUUCCUGUAAAGAUAAAGGUGGAAAUAUAUGACUGGGACAUAGUAUGGAAGAGCACAACACUUGGUUCUGUUACUGUUUCAGUCGAGUCCAAGGAGCGGAGUGGACCAGUUUGGCAUACACUUGACGGCUCAUCAGGGCGGGUUUGUCUCCAUAUCAAGGCAAUCAGAGUUAAUGAGAGUUCCUCCAGGGCUCUAAACAACUCUGCUGAGGCUGAUGCUCGUAAAAGGAUGUCCUUAGACAAAGAAGGCCCUACUGUCGUUCACCAAAAGCCAGGUCAUUUACAGACAAUUUUUGGGCUACCUCCAGAUGAGGUUGUUGAACACACUUAUUCAUGUGCACUUGAGAGGUCAUUUCUAUAUCACGGUCGCAUGUAUGUGUCUUUAUGGCACAUUUGCUUCUAUUCAAACAUCUUCUCUAAGCAGAUUAAGGUUGAGCUCCCUUUGAGAGAUAUUGAUGAGAUAACAAAAGGCCAACUUGCAGUUAUUAAUCCUGCAAUUACGAUAUUUCUUCGAACGGGAGCUGGAGGACAUGGAGUUCCUUCCUUAGCAUGCUCUGAUGGAAGAGUUAGAUAUAUAUUUGCAUCGUUUUGGAACAGAAACCACACAGUUAGAGCAUUGGAACAAGCUGUGAAGAACUUCCAUACCAUGAUAGAGGCUGAGAAACAGGAACAUGCUCGAUCUGCAUUACGUGCACUCAGUGGCUCAAGAAACAAUAGCAUGGAGAUAGAUGUUCCAGAAGAAUGUGCUGAUUUAACAGGGCUACCACAACCGUUUGUCAAAGAAGAAGUUCUAGUCUCUGUGUUUGAUGGAACAUUUCCGUGUACUGCAGACCAGUUUUUCAAUAAUCUUAUAAGUGAUGACUCAACUUACACAGCAGAAUAUCGGACAGCUCGUCAGGAUAAAGAUAUCAACCUGGGCCAGUGGCACCUUGCGGACGAGUAUGAUGGUCAGGUGAGAGAACUUAACUGUAAAUCCAUGUGCCACAGUCUGAUGUGCCCUCCAUAUUCAGCAAUAACAGAGUGGCAGCAUACGGUUCUUUCAGCUAACAAAACCGAUCUGGUAUUCGAGACUGUACAGCAAGUACAUGAUGUUCCAUUUGGUUCCUAUUUUGAGAUACACUGUAGAUGGUCUGUGAAAACCAUCGAUUCUAGUUCGUGCAGUGUUGGCAUUAGUGCUGGUGCACAUUUCAAGAAAUGGUGCAUAAUGCAGUCUAAAAUAAAGAGCGGUGCUGUGGACGAGUUAAAGAAGGAAGUUGGAGAAAUGUUAGGGUUUGCGGAGUCGUAUAUGCUAAGAGUUAGCUUCCCUACCCAAGAAGACAACACGGCGCCAGACGCAGAUGAUAUACAUGGUGAUCAGUAG
Triticum turgidum subsp. durum (durum wheat) is the source of this 1800-nucleotide messenger RNA. Lineage: Eukaryota; Viridiplantae; Streptophyta; Magnoliopsida; Poales; Poaceae. The record is from the annotation of a GenBank genome assembly.